AUGAGGGCCCAGAUUGCUUGCAUUGCAAACCAUCCAGAGAGUGGCGUAAAACACUACGGGACGGUACAAAAGUCUAAGUGCCGUUGCCAUUAUACACAUUCACUGNACACGUUUGAUUGCCAGCCUGUUCAUGAGCAAGCAACUCAGAAUCAGACUACAGUUCUCGUUGUGACCUGCGGGACCGUUAAAUUUGAUGGGAAUAAGCAACAGUACUUCAACCAGAACUUCUUGCUAACAGAACAGACCACGAAUAAUAACACAGUCUGGAAAGUCAUGAGUGAUUGUCUCCGUUUCCAAGAAACCCCUCAUUAGUGAGAGGAGCAACCGUGGGUGUCUUCGUCUGGAUUUUUUAUUUUUAUUUUUUAAGUAGCCCUGGCUUUUGGGGACGAGCCUAUUGAGUAUGGAAAUUCAUCUGUCUCUCCACACCUCUUUGUACGUUUCGCAGCUUGUAGAAUACGUUUUGUUUUUUAAAUGAACUUCCUUGCUUUCAAGGUUUCGUUAGGCUGCAUCGCAACGAAAAGACUUCCAGUUUAAUUAUAUUGAUUAGCUCUUUAGGUGACAGUGGAAUCAAUUUUGUAAGUGUUCUGUGCACUUUCUGACAUUAACAGAUUUCGAAUUUGAUACAUAGCGGACCCUUCUUCUCCUUUGAAUAUUUGGGGAGAAAUGCUAUGAGGCACAAGUUUUGUUUACUUCAGUGAGAAUUAAAAAUGAUGGUGGGAGAGACAAA
This is a messenger RNA of Protobothrops mucrosquamatus (brown spotted pit viper), 727 nucleotides long. RefSeq names its product NTF2-related export protein 2-like. The transcript has 3 exons. Gene Ontology annotation, cellular component: nuclear pore central transport channel. Bases 1 to 312 code for a protein of 103 amino acids. NCBI's taxonomy places the organism in Eukaryota, Metazoa, Chordata, Lepidosauria, Squamata, Viperidae. The record is from RefSeq and is a predicted model, not a curated record. Gene Ontology annotation, biological process: protein import into nucleus.